AUGUCAGAAAUACGCUCCUAUGAUACACCAAGCAGGCGAGCUCCUCCACUCGGUUACAUCACCAGGGCCAUUUAUCAAAUGUGGAAUGGAUAUCGUUGGGCCCCUCUCAGCAGGACGAGGUGCGUUCGCCAAAACACGCGAACAGGAAGUUAUCACAUUCAUAUGGAGAAACAUCAUAUGCCAUUUCGGCAUCCCCAAGAAAUUAGCUGCGACAACAGACCCCAAAUCAUCGGAAAAACGAUCGCCGAGUUUUUUGAAAAAUGGCACAUCAAGCGAAUACUCUCCACGCUAUAUCGUCCCGCCGGUAACGGUCAAGCCGAAUCCUCCAACAAAACAAUAUUGAACAUCUUGAAGAAAAAGCUCGAGGACACCAAAGGAUUAUGGCCAGAAUUGCUACCAGAGGUACUGUGGUCCUAUCGCACUACACCGAAAACAAGCACAGGCGAAACGCCAUAUUCACUAGUCUACGGGACUGAUGCCAUGAUACCUGCCGAGGUCGGGGAACUAAGCCCGAGAUACUCCAAUGAAAGCGGAUAA
This is a messenger RNA of Nicotiana attenuata, 537 nucleotides long. RefSeq lists its product as uncharacterized. The transcript is spliced from 2 exons. Gene Ontology annotation, biological process: DNA integration. Lineage: Eukaryota; Viridiplantae; Streptophyta; Magnoliopsida; Solanales; Solanaceae. Gene Ontology annotation, molecular function: nucleic acid binding. The record is from RefSeq and is a predicted model, not a curated record. Bases 1 to 537 code for a protein of 178 amino acids.